Molecule: messenger RNA, 1827 nt
Organism: Anolis sagrei ordinatus
Lineage: Eukaryota; Metazoa; Chordata; Lepidosauria; Squamata; Anolidae
Source: RefSeq, a predicted model, not a curated record
CGCCCGCACUUCCGGUGUAGGCGUGUUCCGGCCUGCCAUGGAGAGCAGCAGCAGCGGGGAAGAAGACGGCGAGGAGGACUACCGCAGGCACCGCCGCCUCAGCCAGUUCGGAAUCCCCUGCCGAGACAUCAGUGGAGAGAUUUGCUGGUACUGUGAAGAAGAAGAUUGUUUUGGCUCCGAAGACUGGGAGGACUGCGGUGAGGAGCCAGAGGCAGAAGGCAAGGCCUGGGAGGACACACAAGGCACCUUCUGCGGAUUCAAGAAGUCUUUCCUUUGUAAGCCGCCUUCUGCCCCUCAGCAGGCAUCGCAUCACAGCGAUCCAGACUGCCCACUCCUGGACAUCGUUCUGCCCCAGAAACAGCAGCUCACUGCUGAGGAAGUGGAGAAAAACGCCGAAGAGUUAGUUGCAGAGGAGGAGCGGAUCAAGAGGGAGGCGGAGAAAAAAAGGCAGAAGAAGAAGCAAAAGAAGAAGAGGCAAAAGGACAGGAAGAGGCAGGAGAAGCACGGCCAGGAGUCCAAGGAUGAGUCGGCAAAGUCUCCCUGCGAGAAGGAUGUGGACAAUCGAGGCUCCUCGGCUGCUCUUCCAAGCGCAUCACCCGGAGCUGGACUCCUGGACUCGGAGGAGGACUCCCUGGAAGCCUCUCCAGGCGGGAGCCCCAGUGUGGAGGAAGAGGAAGAGGUGGCCGCAGCAGCCGCAAGAGAGGAGGAGCUGGACCUGAGCAGCACGUUUGUCUCGAAAGCUCUCCUCAAGGUGGGCUCAAAGCCAUUGCUGCCCAAGAAGGAGAUGCCAGCCAAGCCUAGCAAGAAGGAGGUGGAGGGGAAAAGGAAGCCGGAGGUCCCGAGGGCCAAGCCUCAGGUGGUUGCCUUGGAGCACAGCCUGGUGCUGGCAGGUUGUGGGAACGACACUGCCAAGCAGGGGUGCUACCAGGACGCCGUGCUUCUCUUCACGGAAGCAAUCAAGCUCAACCCCCGGGAAUACAGGUUCUUUGGGAACCGCUCCUUCUGCUACGAGAGGCUCCAGUGCUAUGCAGAGGCCCUGCGCGAUGCCCAGCUAGCCCUCAGCCUACAGCCCGGCUGGCCCAAAGGCCUCUUCCGCCAGGGCAAGGCCCUCAUGGGCCUCAAGAGGUACGCAGAGGCAGCCAGAACCUUUGAGGAGCUCAUGCGACUGGAGGAUUUCCGAGGAGAUGCUGCCAUCCAGCUGAGGCUCUGCCAAGCCCACUGCCUGCUGGAGAAUAGCAGCUGCCUGCCCAGGUGGAACAUCCCUCCCAGAGGACCCCAGCUGCCUCGGCCUGGUGUGCAGCAAGGAAGGAAACCUGUCCCAAGCAACAGUGCCCAGGCUGCAGGGCACCUGGCGCCAUUCAUGGUCACCAACUCACAGGGCAAAGUGGUCCAGCUUUCAGCGUCUCAGGAGCCGGCCAAGGAGUGGUUUGCCGUGUGGGUGGGGAACCUCGUCCCAGCGGUCACCGAGGAGGCCCUGCUCCGCUACUUCCAGCCGUUUGGGCCCAUCGCUUCCAUCCGCCGCCUCCCUCAGAGGUUCUGUGCCUUCGUCAACUACACACGCCGGGAAGCAGCCGAAGCCGCCUUUGCAGCGUUACAGAACGUUGAAGUGGAAGGAAACAAGAUUGUGCUGCAGCUCAAGCACCCAGUCCAUGCCACGCCACCCCCGGUCAAGGCUCCUGGAGCCAUCCGUCAGCCACCAAAGGCAUAAACAAGGGCUUCUGGGUCAUGGUGGCUGCCAAAGGACCGGGCUCCGAAGUCUUGGAUACUUCUCUUGUCCGAAAAGACGCUGCUGGGCUUUGUGUUGGGCUCUUGUGUUGGGAAGGAGGA